This is a messenger RNA of Hyalella azteca, 1833 nucleotides long. RefSeq lists its product as uncharacterized. The coding region runs from base 1 to 1833 and encodes 610 amino acids. Lineage: Eukaryota; Metazoa; Arthropoda; Malacostraca; Amphipoda; Hyalellidae. Gene Ontology annotation, molecular function: DNA-binding transcription factor activity, RNA polymerase II-specific; RNA polymerase II cis-regulatory region sequence-specific DNA binding. Gene Ontology annotation, cellular component: nucleus. Gene Ontology annotation, biological process: positive regulation of transcription by RNA polymerase II. The transcript is spliced from 3 exons. The record is from RefSeq and is a predicted model, not a curated record.
AUGCAUCAGGUUCGCUCAGAUCCCGCGUCGCCGUCAUCACAGAUGACAGAACUUCACACGAUGCUGCCUGCAAACACUACGUUUGAGCAGCUGCAAAGUUCAGUCGAGCCGCUAGACCACCCCAAUGCUUCCCACGAAACUCCUUUGUCAGAAGAAGAAUUCUUGCGAACUUUACCGAAUUUCCAGUUUACCGGCCAAAUUUUACCCGGCUACGAAAACAUUUCAUAUUUCCAGACUUGUGCAUAUUCACCCCACAUGUAUACUGACUUCAGUCCAUCUCCUCAGUACCCUUACGAAAUGAACUGGUCGAACUGCAAUCUCCCAGCGUGUGUCGGCACUAACAGUUUUCUCAACACGAGUUUACUUAUUUCGCCUGACUGCGAGCAGCUCAUGCAUGAUGCUGCAACCAACUCAGCCAACCUUUCGGAUUCUCCGACUUCUAACGAUACCUCACCGAACUCUUCCAUCGAUUCUCUGUCGAAUUUUUGCGAUGAAACACAAGGCAAUUUUUCUCAAUACAUUGAAUGUGAUAAUAACAGGAUCUCGAACCAAGGUUAUUUUUCCGAACAAGUGCCGACCUUCCACCAAGAUCUUCUUCAUAAUGACGUUACGUUAAGUUCACCUAUGAAGUUCGAAGAACAACAAAGAACGAACUCAGGCGACGAACCCCUUAAUAACUCUGACGGAUGCAUCGUUUUUCGUUCAUCAUCUCCUCGGGCAGACGCAUUUCUUGACGCUGCAACAGAGGAAAAAACUGCGGACGCUACAGACUCUUGUGGACUGCCGACUCGCAAUCCAGCGGACGGGGAUGUUCAUUUCAACACCGACAUCUCGUCGCCGGCUUGCGCACGCCAAUCUUCUCCUUGCCAGCCCAGCCGCGAGAGCGGCGCAUCGACGCUUGACUUGCUGGGCAAGUCGCGCAAGGAGCGCACGGCGUUCACUAAGCAGCAGAUCAGGCAGCUCGAGGACGAGUUCCAGCACUCAAACUACCUCACCAGACUCAGGCGCUACGAGAUCGCCGUAGCUCUCGAUCUCACCGAGCGCCAGGUGAAAGUUUGGUUCCAAAAUCGUCGCAUGAAAUGGAAGAGAACAAAAAGUGGGCAACUUGCAAUGAAGCGGCAAAAGGAGCUCGAGGAACAACAGAGAAAAGAAAUGGAACAACAUGAGACGGAUGAACAGAUGAUUAUUGCUCCAGAUGAAGCGCACCCAGAUUAUCAAAAUAUGUCAACAAGUUUUGAGCAAAACGAGAAAAAUAAAAGCUUGGAUACAUCGACGGCUUUGGAACUUGAAACAAUCCAGUGCGACUUAAACAAGUCCGAAACUCGUUUCCCGUCAAGCGCUGAAUCAGAAAUACCUGUAGAGACUAGCGAUUGUUUUCAAGCUUCUGUAGAUACGUUAAUGGAACGUCCAGGGAUAAUCUCGAACAAAUUGAAACCUUACGACAAUCAAAACCUAAGCGAGGUUCCGAUUACCGAAAAAAAUUCUGGGGAAAUGGCCGGACUUCAAGAGUGUGGUCGCAAAGUCUUCCAAGAUUUUGACAUUGAAUGUUUUCAUAGAACAGGAAAAGUUCUAAAUAAUUUUGAGCAUUUUUCAUAUUCAAUGUUUGGUAAAGACGAGACAAGUGGAUGCGUGCAGUCGGUGGACCAAUUCGAAACAUCAGAAGAGAAGAGCGAUCAUCUUCCCUUUAAUUCCUCCACAGAAUGUUUGCCUGCACUUGGGGAUGACGUUAAUUUGGUCGCGUCUUCACAAGGACGUGUUAUACACGAGGCUCACGAAGAGGAAUUCUUAGACAGAAUAUUGACGGGCUCGACUACAAACUGUUACUCCUGUUAA